CUGAUCACCCACCGAUACCUCGACCGGCCACCUCUCUCUCUUCCUCGCCUCUGCCUCUGCCUCUGCCUCGCUCCAAAUCCCACGCCGCUCUCUCUCUCUCUCUUCUCUCUCCUCUCUCUCUAUCUCAUUUGAGAAGGGAAAGGAACCCUAAAGCUAAAGUCUUUUGAGUCCUUCUUCUCCCCCUCAGGGAUCCGUAUUUUGCUCGAAUCUCUUUUGGAGAUGUGGUGGGAGUUGGUGCACGCAGACGCGGAAGCGGAGGAGACCGCCGACCAGGGCGCGUCGGAGGCUGGCGGGAUCUGCGGCCCGGGCGUCCGGUGGGGCCACACCUGCAACGCCGUCAAGGGAGGGAGGUACCUCUACGUCUUCGGCGGUUACGGCCGCGACAACUGCCAGACCAACGAUGUUCACGUCUUUGACACCGUUCAGCAGUCAUGGAGCAAACCCAUGUUGAAGGGUGUUCCACCCUCACCAAGGGAUAGCCACAGUUGUACCACUGUUGGUGAUAAGUUGUUUGUCUUUGGGGGAACGGAUGGAAAGAACCCUCUCAAGGACAUGCAUAUUCUGGACACCUCAUCAAACACGUGGAUUGUGCCAAACUUAAAUGGUGAGGGACCAGAUGCACGUGAAGGACAUACUGCUGUGCUUGUUGACAAGAGGCUUUUCAUUUUUGGUGGCUGUGGCAAAUCUGUGACUCAUGAAGAGAAGUAUUUUAAUGAUCUUUACAUAUUGGAUACAGAGACACUAACUUGGGAACGUGCUGUAACUUCUGGGACUCCGCCUUCUGCCCGUGAUUGUCAUAGCUGCUCAUCGUGGAAGAACAAAAUCAUAGUCCUUGGUGGUGAAGAUUCUUCAGAUUUCUAUUUAGCUGAUGUUCACAUACUAAAUGCAGACACACUUGCAUGGGAGCCUAUGAAAACUGCAGGAAAGAUAUUUCCACCACGUGCUGGGCAUACAACUGUGGCGCUUGGAAGUAACUUAUUUGUGUUUGGGGGUUUUACAGAUGCUAGAAACCUUUAUGAUGACCUUUAUGUCCUAAAUGUUGAAAGUCGUUCUUGGAGCAAAGUCAUACCAGAAAACCGGGGCCCCUCUGCUCGAUUUUCAGUAGCCGGUGACUGCUUGGAUGAAAGAAAAGGAAUUAUAGUCUUCCUGGGUGGAUGUAAUAAAUCACUUGAGGCACUUGAUGACAUGUAUUACUUGCAUACAGAUAUGCCAGUUCUGAAUGGACUAUGUGAUCAGAGACCCGCAAAGCUCUCAAUAAGGAGAGAGUUGAGGAAAAAGUGCCGACAAGAUUAUCUUCCCAGUCAAAGAAUAUUAAAGAAUAAUUAUUUUUUGAAGAAGCAGAUGAUUUCUGAUUCCUUACACGCUGACCAUCUGCGAGAAACUGAUCAGGCAGGCACAAUGGUAUCUGAUCUGAAGCCAGCUGGAGAAAUUACAUUUGAGGCCAGAGUUACGAAUUCAAACAAAUAUGGAUAUGCAAUUGAAACAAUCAUUGAUGGAAAAUUGCUCCAUGGCAUGUUGUUCUCUUGCACAUCAAACCUUAGCCAAGAUAAUCACGCUUACCAUAAAAAGAGAGUAGCUGUUGACAACAUGAGUGAUAAAGGGAACAUGGACCGACAUAUUUGUGUAGCCAAUGCACCAGUUGAGGUAAGGAAAAGCUCAGACCAUGGGCAGCCUAAUAGUUCCAGUGCAAAAGAAUCAACAGUAUGUAGGCCAUUGGUCGAAGCUCCAAGUUCAAAUUUGAUGAAUUCAACUCUUGUAAAGGCCUCAUGGAAUGUAGAUCAGUCAUCUAGAAUGUUUAUGGACACGGUGAAUAAUGAUGCCUCUGACGGUGCAAAGCCUCCAAAUGAUCGGACCUUCUCUGGGAAUUUGUCAAUUUCAGCUGAAGCACAAUCCUCAUUAUUGAUUCAAGGCUAUAAAGAGCAGGGCACGACCGCAAGUAAUGGACAAACAACGUAGUAGUGGAAUUUGAAUUACUUGGGCCUUUUAACAGCUUUUGGAGGAGUGAGCAGGUGCAACAUACUUACAGGGGAAUGGCAAUUCCCCUUUGUGUGAAGCUUAAACAUCACAGGCAUGGUCACCUGACUUCAAGUUGUAUGGCUAAAUUUGUAUCUUUUUUGGUACAAAUGUAGAAGAUUUUUAUAUAUUUACUUUGAGAAUGCACUACUAGUCAACCAGGAGCAGCUCUUCCCAGGUCGAACCCUUCACUGUCAUCACUUGCCUUGAGAUGAUCUCUUUAAGAGUCAAGAAGGGAUGUUCAUGAUCACAUUUUUUUUCUACUUGGGACGCUAUAUCAGACAUCUACAUUUCUUUCGAUGCACUCUGGUGGUGUUUAGUCCGACGAAUGAGCUAGCAACAGCUUAUCUUAUAUCUAGGGCUUCC
Musa acuminata subsp. malaccensis (wild Malaysian banana) is the source of this 2379-nucleotide messenger RNA. RefSeq lists its product as uncharacterized. Lineage: Eukaryota; Viridiplantae; Streptophyta; Magnoliopsida; Zingiberales; Musaceae. The record is from RefSeq and is a predicted model, not a curated record. Gene Ontology annotation, molecular function: protein binding.